Trichomonas vaginalis G3 is the source of this 1146-nucleotide messenger RNA. RefSeq lists its product as uncharacterized. Lineage: Eukaryota; Parabasalia; Trichomonadida; Trichomonadidae. The record is from RefSeq and is a predicted model, not a curated record. The coding region runs from base 1 to 1146 and encodes 381 amino acids. The transcript has a single exon.
AUGAGGGGAACAAAACUCGGUGCAAUCCGCAAUUCUGCUGUUGAAAGCAGUAGCAAAUGCUGUUUGGACGAGAUGUUAAUUAAAGACCUUCAGAACAAACAAGAAAAAUUCGUGAAAGAUCUUGGUGAGUUUGUAAAGGGUGGCCAUUACAUAGAAGAUCUUAGCAAUCAAAACAUAGCGAUGUCCGAAAAUUUAAAUCAAAGAACCUUGAAGGUCCUUUCCUUUGCAAAUUCCAUUGUUCGAUUCGAAGAUACCUUAAAUGAACGUGAAGGCAAUGCAUUAAGAUUGUUGGCUGAACCAGAAAUGACAUAUACUAAUCUUAAACCAAUGGUUGAAGAACUUGAAGCAGCAAAUAAAAUUAUGGAAUCAAAUCACAAAACAUUACCAACAGAAGCACUUCGAAAAGAGCUUAUGGAACUCAGCACACAAGUGUCUAAGCUAGAAGCUGAAAAUACAAUUAGAGAAAUGCAAAUUAAAUUCAGAAAUGAAAAAUUACAACUUCAAAAUAGAUUGGAAAUAAAGAAAGAGCAUAACCUUAUUGAUGUUAAAGUUCCUCAAAUCAAAGAUUUAGAUUACAAAACAGAUUUUUCAGAAGAAGCAAAGAGAUUAGAGAAAAUUCAAGAGAAAAUCGACCAAAUUCUUGCAUUAAAACAGAAGAACAAUGAUAUUAGAAAGAAGAUCGAAGAAACAAAUAAACAAAAAGAGGAUUUACUACAAAAAUACAACGAAGAAUCUUUGGCAAAACGUCAGACCAUUCAGAAACAUCUUGAAGAGAUCAAAAUGUAUAAUAACUACAAUGCCCAAAUCGAUAAGCUCGUAGGUGAAUUACAUGAAGCUACAAUCGAUUCCAUUUCAAAUUCAGAUGAUGCAUUCAAUGCUGCUAAAUUUAAGGCAUAUAUUGAUGGUGCCCAAGAAGAAAUUUCUCGAGUUAACAUAGAAUCAGAACGUCAAAACUUAGUCGCUGAACAAGAGAAGUUAGAAUCGGCAAAAAACGGCAAUAUUCGUACAGAACAAGAUCAGCAAGCCCUUGAAGAUGAAAUUCUUGCUCUCGAAGCUAAGAUUGAUGAAUCCAGAGCGAAAAUUGAACGAAUGGAAGCUGAAAUUGAAAAAUAUCAGACUAUUCUUGAAACAGAAUCGGAUAACUAA